Molecule: messenger RNA, 1229 nt
Organism: Salvia miltiorrhiza (redroot sage)
Lineage: Eukaryota; Viridiplantae; Streptophyta; Magnoliopsida; Lamiales; Lamiaceae
Product: probable membrane-associated kinase regulator 6
Exons: 2
Coding region: 249-893 (214 amino acids)
Source: RefSeq, a predicted model, not a curated record
UUCGCUUUCAAACAUUGAUAUAUUCUUGAAACAUAUUAUCAAAAUUGCAAAUUACCAAACUUGUGUUAGAGUGAUAUGUGACAAGCCAUGUGUUGUUGAAGAAAACUCCAUUUAUUCCCCACACAUAAAAGGCCUUGCUAUAUUGUGGCACCAAUAAAAAGGAAUUCCCACACUUUUUCCACCCAAAAUUCCCAGUUUAAAAAACCAUUUCUUUCUCCAUUUUUCUUCCCAAAGUAUCCCAUUUCACCAUGGAAAACUCCAAGCCAUUAGCCACAGAGAGCUUUUCUUACAGUUGGUUAGUAGACAGAAAACAGCACUCUCUUGAUGUCUUAACUGAGAUCAUCAAGCCAAAUUUGCCACAAAAAUCAUAUGAAAAAGACCAAAACUUCAACUUUGAUGUUUCUUUGACAGCAUUCCAUGCUGCCCUUGUUCAUGCUGAUGAAAUCUUUGCAGACGGGCAGCUCAUGCCGGUCUACGCCUUCAAAGAAACUCCGGCUUCUGUCCCUGCAUCGCCUCUCUUCUCGUAUGCAACGAGAAGUCCAUUUGAUGGAGCCAAGAAAGAGUCUUGCUUGGUUGAGAAGUGGAGAAGAUCAUCAAAGAGGAUCUUGCACAAGUGUUUUGGAUUGAUUAGGCCGUUGUACAGAAGCUCGAGGAAGAACAAUAGAGUCGAUGAUCUCGAGAGAAAGGUUUGUGAGGUCCGGAGCUGGACUAAUUCUCUGCAAGCAUCACCAAGGCCUAGCUCAGCUGCUUCACUCAAGAAGGUGAGGAGUUGGGGCGCUUCGCCUCAAGCCUCGCCUAGAUUGAGCCCGUCUCGUGCUAGUAGUGCUUGGUGUGGUGAUGAGAGCUCAAUCCAUGAAGCAAUUCUCUACUGUAAAAGAUCAAUAGAAAAGUAGAGGGAAUUUGUCACCUGCACAGAGAAAAAAACCACAGGAUCAAGCUGGAGAGAAAUCAAAUUCAAGAAAUGCAGCCCUUUUCCUUUAGCCUCAUGGUGUAUUAUUUAGGCUCCUCUUAGUUUUGUCCUAUCUUUUUAGUAGGAAAAAAGAAAAAAGAAAAAGAAAAAGGCAAGACAAAUUUUUGGAAAUUCCUUUACUCAGGGCAUUGUGCAAUCUGUCAAUCCUUGUGUUGUAAAAUGAAAAAUUCUCCCCAUUGUAUAUAUGAUUCUGAUAUCUGUCAUGGAGAAAAACAGAUCUGUAGUCACUUCUUAAUGAUCACAUCAUGAUUUAGUUUCA